AUCCAAGUUCGUCCUACCACCGACCAGGGGCGCUGUUGAGCUGCUUUUAGAGGAUUUAGUUGAGUCGAACUGAUAGACAUUUUUACAAACUUCACCUACUUCAGUCACACUGCAGAUAUGUGAGAGGAGACUAAAAGGACAAAGGAACCAGAGCAGCAGCAGCUCCAGCAUGGCUCAGCAGCUGAAUAAUGAAGAAGGGACCACAUUAAUUCCUGCUGAUAAAGCAACUGGAGAGUCAAGAAGUUCUCUGAUAUCUGCGUCGUUUAAUUUCAUCAAUUCCAUUAUAGGAUCUGGAAUAAUAGGUUUACCAUACGCACUGAACCAGGCAGGCCUGCCUUUUGGCCUCCUCCUUCUGAUAGUUGUUGGAUUGAUCACAGAUUACUCAAUCAUCUUACUAAUUAAAGGAGGACACCUGUCAGGAACCAGCAGCUAUCAGUCACUGGUUCAGAGCACGUUUGGUUUCCCAGGAUUCCUGAUUCUGUCUGGACUGCAGUUCCUUUACCCUUUCAUUGCUAUGAUCAGCUACAACAUCACAACUGGGGACACGCUGACCAAAGUGUUUCAGAGAAUACCUGGAGUUGGUCCAGACCACAUACUUGCAGAGCGUCACUUUGUGAUCUUGCUGUCAACUAUUUUAUUCACAAUGCCUCUCUCACUUUAUCGAAACAUAGAGAAGCUCGGGAAGGUAUCCUUCCUGUCAAUGGUGCUGACACUUACCAUCCUCGUCAUUGUAGUCAUCAGAGCAGCUACACUUGGACCCCAAAUCAUCCCCACAGAGAAUGCAUGGGCAUUUGCAAAGUGGAAUGCGAUUCAGGCAGUUGGUGUUAUGUCUUUCGCCUUUAUAUGCCACCACAACAGCUUCCUUAUCUACGGCUCUCUGGAGCAGCCCACGCUGGCUAACUGGUCUCGAGUCACCCACGUCUCUGUGGGCUCAGCGCUGAUAGUCAGUGCUGUGUUUGCUGUCGCUGGCUAUUCAACCUUCACUGGCUACACACAAGGGGACAUAUUUGAGAACUAUUGCCGAAAUGAUAACCUGGCAACAUUUGGCCGCUUCUGUUUUGGACUCAGCAUAAUAACCACGUUUCCACUCGAGUGUUUUGUUACACGAGAGGUGGUAUCCAAUGUUAUUUGCAGUCGCGAUCUCUCCAGAGCCGAACACGUGUCCAUAACAUUGCUCAUAGUUGCAGUUUGCACAGCGAUAUCUUUGGCCUAUGACUGUCUGGGAGUUGUUUUGGAGCUGAAUGGUGUUGUGAGUGCCACGCCUCUGAUCUUCAUCGUUCCAUCUGCGUGCUUCCUCAAACUCUCACCCGGCCCUUGGUUCCAGAGUGAAAACCUGAUACCCAUUGCGCUGAUAUUAAUUGGCGUGUUUGUCAUGAUCACUGGUCUGAUCAUGACCGGCCUCUACCCUCAAGACUGUUCACACGGUGUUGAGAUGUUCUACUGUGCAGACGCCAAUGUCUCUGUCACCGUACCACCUGUAUGAAAGGAAAAUGUGUGAAAUGUUUACUUGUAUUAAUCUUUUUUUUAAACAACACUUACAUUAUAUGGCAAAAAAUAUGAGUAUGUGGACACCCCGAUCCGACUGAGGUCUUUUUGCUCCUUCGUCAACAGCAACAGGCCCUUACUUCAACAUGAUUGUCUGUGGUGCAUAAAGCAGGGUUCAUCAUGCAGGAGCUUUGAUUCUCCAAUGGGCCCCUUAAAAAAAAUCAAGUGAAAAUCAAGUUUUUGAUCUUGUUAACAAGCCCAUAUGGUGUUUUUUUAUAUUGUGGAAGAAACAUCAGGAGCACAACUGUAGUCAGUCACGCGGCUGAGCAUUUCCACCUUGAAACUGUAAUGUACUGACUCAAAAACACAGAUUCAGAUAUCCACCGUUUCAUAUGUAACAGAUCUAAGAAGGCAGUUGUUUCACUUUGCUGGGAGGGACAGUCUGUACAAUUAUUCUGUUUUAGAAUUGGCUUUCGGUACGAACACAUCACGUCAUGCCAAUGAACAGCUUUACAGUGUUUGUACAGAACCACGGUGGAGCUGGUGUGCUCGAACUGCAACAUGUAAGCCACUUUAAGGCAGAAGGGUAUUAUUUUCAGGGGAGAUAUGUGACUUUGACACACAAAGAUGGAUUUGUAGGGGUUAAAUCAGGGAUUGAGGAGGGACUUUAAAGGUCCUACAGGGAUGAAAUGUAAUUGCAUUAACCAGACCAUUGAACAUAAAUGACCUCUGGCCUCACUAAUGUUCCUGAGGCUGAAUGAGAGCAGAAAAUUCCAAAAUCUUGUGGAAAGCUGUGAAAAGCAUAUUAAUAGCGAUAGUGUUGGAGUAAGACACAACUUGGUGUGAUAUUGAGGUGUCCACAUGCAUUUAGCCAUAUACUGUGGGAUGGGAUUUUUAAUGUUCUUGAAGUUCUUUUGUUUUUGUUUUGUUUUUUAGCCUGUUUUGAUAUAUAUUACUGUGGGAAUCUACUCGGAAGGGAAAUUCGUCGUUUCCACAUCCAGCCACAUGGUGUCACUGUAGACAAAUGGAGCUUUUAUUAAAAGGAAGUACAAAA
This is a messenger RNA of Amphiprion ocellaris (clown anemonefish), 2539 nucleotides long. RefSeq names its product solute carrier family 38 member 11 (gene slc38a11). The record is from RefSeq and is a predicted model, not a curated record. Gene Ontology annotation, biological process: amino acid transmembrane transport. The transcript has 12 exons. Gene Ontology annotation, molecular function: amino acid transmembrane transporter activity. The coding region runs from base 170 to 1483 and encodes 437 amino acids. Lineage: Eukaryota; Metazoa; Chordata; Actinopteri; Pomacentridae.